This is a messenger RNA of Penicillium arizonense, 1047 nucleotides long. Its product is annotated as GNAT family N-acetyltransferase. The transcript has a single exon. Gene Ontology annotation, biological process: mitotic sister chromatid cohesion. Gene Ontology annotation, molecular function: acyltransferase activity, transferring groups other than amino-acyl groups. Lineage: Eukaryota; Fungi; Ascomycota; Eurotiomycetes; Eurotiales; Aspergillaceae. The record is from RefSeq and is a predicted model, not a curated record. Bases 1 to 1047 code for a protein of 348 amino acids. Gene Ontology annotation, cellular component: NatA complex.
AUGGCAUAUCAACUGUUUAAGAAGAACCAGAGGACUCCCUCGUCUUCUGCUCCUUCUACGCCUUCGUCGUCUCCGCGUCAACCCUCAAACCCUCCAAUCCACCCCCCUCCCGUUCAGCCGCCUCAAUCCGCUGUCGCAAACGCUUCUGGACCUAAGCGCUCCAAGGAAGAGACAUUUGACCCAUAUCCUCAUGUUCCAGCUGGAACUGCGACUCCACACUCACAUAUCACUGUUGAGAAAGUAAACACGGCGCAUAUCCCUUCAUUGACGCGCAUCACGGGUUUACUCCUGCCAAUCCGCUACCCUAACUCGUUCUACACGGCUACAAUAACUGAUCCGGUGAUCGCUUCUCUGUCGCGGGUUGCUAUUUACCAUGAUCACCCCGUUGCGGAAGUUCCAGGGGUUGGUGUGGCUGGGACAGACAAAGUGAUCGGUGGCAUUCGGUGUCGGCUGGAGAGGAUUCGCCAGCUCGAGGACUCGUCCCAGGAACCUCAAAGACAGGGUAAUGGAGACACUACAAAUCUCUAUAUCCAGACCCUACAUCUGCUCUCGCCAUAUCGAGGCCAUGGUGUGGCAGCAUCACUCUUGAACGCGCUUCUCUUCGCGUCGCCGCCAGACUCCAAGAACAAAGAACUAUACCGGGUUUCUGAGCUUGUCAAGCACUAUAACAUUCGUUCUGUGACAGCGCAUGUACAUGAGGCAAAUGAAGAUGCCAUGAACUGGUAUAUUGCGCGCGGCUUUAGGGUUGAUGGCCAUGUGGCCGAAUACUAUCGUCGACUGAAGCCUUCUGGCGCAAAGAUCGUCCGACUAGAUCUGCAGUGGGACAAAGAGACCGUGGAAGAAGCUUCCCCGGAAGAAACAGGCACUCGAAAAGACUCUCGCAGUGAAACUGACGACGAGGACUGGGAGAAGGUAGAGGCGGAGGAUGGCGAUGAAGGUGACCAUGGCAUCCAGCUGUUGAGUGAGUCGCGCGUCCUUGAGAAACAAGAAACGCCCUCGCGCAAGCGUAAGGCUGAGGAAGAUGACUAUCCACAUCGAGGCGAGUGA